Molecule: messenger RNA, 8709 nt
Organism: Lethenteron reissneri (Far Eastern brook lamprey)
Lineage: Eukaryota; Metazoa; Chordata; Hyperoartia; Petromyzontiformes; Petromyzontidae
Product: exostosin-1-like
Cellular component (GO): membrane
Molecular function (GO): glycosyltransferase activity
Source: RefSeq, a predicted model, not a curated record
GGCUUCAUAGCGGCCCCGUUCUUAGCGACGGGCGGCCGCUCUAGGCAAGUAGUGGGUGCGUCAUUUCGAUACAACAACACAAAAUUCCACCACUUUGCCGACUUCGUUUCAAAGUUUUUGGCUGAAGCUCGCUGUACCCGGCGAGGUGUGAUGCCCGCCGGCCCGCGCGGACGCUCACAAGAAGCCUAAUGCGCCACCGCGGGGCAGGCGAGACGCACACGGAGCCCGACCGAGGCGGGGGCGAUGCUGCCGGGCGGUGCGUCCAGGCAAGCAAAGGGGCUCCGUACGUGAGUAGGCCGCCGCCGCCGCCGCGACGCACCCGCCCGCCCAACGCCGCCAGCGUAGCCUCGCCGCCGCCGCACACAUGCACGCCAAGAAGCGCUACCUGCUGCUCGCCAUCGCCGCGGCCGCCUGCUGCCUGGCGCUGCUGUCGGUCGCCACGCUUCUGGGCGCCGUGGCCACGGGCGCGAGGUCGCGCUGGGCCCCCCGCUCUCGCCUAGCGCAGCAGCGGGGCCACGCGUGGCCCCGCUGGGAGGGGGCGCCGCUGCCGCCCGCCUUGCUCGGCGGCAACAGCGACGGAGCGGCGGGGCCGUCGUCGCCCGGUUCGUCCUGGGAGGAGGAUGACGACGAGGGAGGAGGGCAGCUGCAGCAGGGACACGGGCUGCACGGGCAGCAGCAGCAGCCGAGGGAGAGGCACCGAGUGUCGCGGCGCGGCAGCAGCGCCUACCGGGGCCGGCGCUGCCGCAUGGAGACGUGCUUUGACGCGACGCCGUGCCAGAAGCACGGCUUUUCCGUGUACGUGUACCCGCGCGCAAAGGGCGACAAGGUGUCGGAGACGUACCAGAAGAUCCUCACGUCCAUCGAGGAGUCGCGCUACUACACGACCGACCCGAAGAAGGCGUGCCUCUUCGUGCUGGGCAUCGACACGCUGGACCGCGACCGCCUCUCGCACCAGUACGUGCACAACGUGCGCGCACGAGUCGCCGCGCUGCCGCACUGGAACGGCGGUCGCAACCACCUGGUGUUCAACCUGUACUCGGGGACGUGGCCCGACUAUGCCGAAGAGGACCUGGGCUUUGACACGGGCCAGGCCAUGCUGGCCAAGGCGAGCGUGAGCGUGGACAGCCUGAGACCCGGUUUCGACGUUUCGCUGCCGCUCUUCUCGCGGGAGCACCCGCGCACAGGCGGCGAGCCGGGCGCGCUGCGCGCCAACAACGUGCCCCCGGUCCGCCACCACUUGCUCGUCUUCAAGGGCAAGCGCUACCUCACGGGCAUCGGCUCGGACACACGCAACGCGCUCCACCACGCACACAACGGCCGCGACGUGCUGCUGCUCACCACGUGCCGCCACGGCAAGGACUGGGCGAGGCACAAGGACGCGCGCUGCGACGCCGACAACGCCGAGUACGAACGAUACGACUACAAGGAGAUGCUCUACAACUCCACCUUCUGUCUUGUCCCGCGGGGCAGAAGACUCGGAUCCUUCAGGUUCCUCGAGGCUCUGCAGGCGGCGUGUGUGCCUGUGCUGCUCAGUAACGGCUGGGCCCUGCCUUUCUCGGAGGUCAUCGACUGGAACAAAGCGGCCGUCAUCGGAGACGAGAGGCUGCUCCUCCAGAUCCCGUCGACAGUGCGGUGGCUCGAUCACGACCGCGUGCUUGCCAUGAGGCAGCAGACGCAGCUCCUGUGGAACGCGUACUUCUCUUCCAUCGACAAGAUCGUGCACACCACGCUCGAGAUUGUGCGGGAGCGUGUGGCCGGAGUGGCAGUGCGCCCGGCGCUUGUGUGGAACCACCCACCCGGCGGUCUCCACGUGCUGCCCGGCUUCUCGUCCGCCCUGGCGCACUACCCCUUCUACCACGCCUACCUGGGCCAGAGCCCCGAGGCCAAGUUCACCGCCGUGAUCCACGCCACUUCGCCGCUCCUCGUGCAGUCGCAGCCGAUCAUCAAGCUCAUCCAGGCGGUCGGCAAGUCCAAGUUCUGUGCCCAGGUGCUCGUCCUGUGGAACUGCGAUCGUCCACCACCCGCAAGAAGCCUCUGGCCAGUGCUACCCGUGCCGCUCAUCAUCUCAGAGCCAGUCGCGAAGACGAUCAGCAGCCGCUUUGUGCCGCACGAGGCCGUGACGACAGACGCCGUCCUGAGCCUCGACGAGGACACCGUGCUGUCCACGGACGAGGUGGACUUUGCGUUUGUAGUGUGGCAGAGUUUCCCGGAGCGGAUCGUGGGAUACCCGGCCCGGAGCCACCUGUGGGACAGCAGCAAGAGCCGCUGGGGAUACACGUCCAAGUGGACAAACCACUACUCCAUGGUGCUAACGGGAGCCGCGUUCUACCACCGAUACUACAACUACCUAUACACGCACGCGCUGCCGGCAUCGCUGCGGGACAUGGUGGACUCGCUGUCCAACUGCGAGGACAUCCUCAUGAACUUCCUCGUGUCGGACGUCAUAAAGAUGCCACCCAUCAAGGUCACACAGAAGAAGCAAUACAAGGAGGCCAUGAUGCAGGGCUCAAAACUGUCACGCUGGGCCGACCCAGACCACUUCGCUCAGCGGCAGAGCUGCAUGAAUGCGUUCGCCACGUGGUUCGGCACCAUGCCGCUGCAGCACACACAGAGCCGCAUGGACCCACUGCUCUUCAAGGAUCAGGUGUCUAUCCUGCGCAAGAAAUACCGUGACGUCGAGCGCCUCUGAGCCCCCCUCACCACCACCUCCAGGCUCUCUCGCUGGCUCGGUCUCGCUUACCGGCUGGCCCCGAGGAUAGCUCGCGGGUGCACAGAGUCUCGUUCACUGGCUGGCUCAGUGGAAGGCUCGCUGGCUAGCUCCGCUAGCUGGCUCGGUGGCAUGUCGUCUCUCACAUGCUGGCUGGCUCAGUGGCUCGUUGCUUGGGCUCGGUGGUUAUUCCGCGCGCCCGUUGGGCCCUUGUGGUGCGGAGUCUCCGUAUCGGAGAAGCCGCUCCUGAUCCGAGGAGGAACGGGAGGUUGGAAGCCGCAGACUAUAGACAAAAAGGACUAUGGCUGACCUCCCAACAUAACUAAGCGAGCCCAUCGACCAAUCAUGUGAUCGCACACACACACCCGUCGACCAAUCACGUGUUUGCUUCGAUGGACCGAAGGAAGAGAAUCGAACGGUUGUGUUUUUUUUUUACAAAAAAAUGCCAAACUAUAAACAAGCCUGAGUGGAAGUGAGCGUGCUGACUUACUUGACGCUGAACUCUUGAGGUACACAAAUCAGUACAAAAAUAAUAGUUUUUACUAUGACAGUUUGUUUUCUUAUUUACGUUUUUAUUUUACAAAAAACUGACAAGACGAAAAUGCAAAAAAAAAUUAAAUGGUACCUUGAAGAGGGAAAAGCACGGUCGUAUAAUUUUUUUUAAACUUAACGUGAAAAAAAUCACUUUAACACUAGAAUUUCACUUUUUUGACAAAGUCAAGAAAUAAUGAAACACACCUGUGCUGUUUGAAGUCCAGUGACGAAAGUUGGGGUCACUUUCAGAGAGCUGCGCUGCUAGCUUCAUUAUUUAAUUACAGUUUAUUUGCCCGUUCAUCUCAUGCAUUCCUUACAAUACAAUUUACAGGUAUCUUGCAAAAACAAAAAUUCCUGUCUGUUGAAACAAAUGUGUGCAGGCCGAGGUAAUAAUCAAAGCAUAUAUGAUCUCCAUUUGUUUUUACCAACUUAGGUUGCAUUGCAUCAUGGGAGACGUGAAAUAAUGUUUGUGGUGCACACCGGAAAUACGGUGUGGCCUCUAAAUAUAAUCAUGUUCAUGUCGGUAUGUGUUGUUUAAUAAUAAUUGUAUAAACUGAGCCACUGGCUUGGCCAGGCCAGUUUUAUAAAUCUUUUUUUUUGUUAUUACGAUGCUGGCAAAACGAUGUCGAUUUUAGACUGUUUAGCAGAUGACUGGCUUGUAAUCAUGUCCUGCAUGGCUUCUUCAUACUCUUGAUAUGAUGCCAGUCUUUUUAAGUUAUCGGUACUGCUCAUUUACAUAUUUAAUUUCGUUUUUACUCUUGUAGUUGUUACAAUUGUAAAGAAAUUUGUGAUUUACAUUCGUUUCGAUACAACAGUUCCGGCCGUUUAGUUAUAAUUUUAUUUUUGUUCUAUUACUACAUUUGUAUUCGUUAUUUUGGAAAUAAGUUAUUGAUAAUUUUGUUUUUAAUUUUAAUACCAUUACGGUUAUUUUAGGCACCAUGAAUCUGAAAAAUGACAUUUUUUAAUAUAAAUAUUGAAGAUGUCAUUGCCAUUAUUAUUAUUAUGGCCUCAGGCCGAAGUAAAUAAUUUGCCUUGAGUGGAGGUCUUUCAUUCAGGACUUACCGUCCUUGAUCAGAGAACUAGACAAGUUUGAGAAACAUGGUGUUUAAAUCGAGUGUCAAUUCUUCAGUGACAACUGUUAAAAUCACAACAGACACAAAUCAUGGAGCAUUUGUGCAUCGACCAUGAUUUGAAAUGCAAUGUUUAACAUUGAUUUUUUUAUAUCCAUGAUUUCACUUUCAACCACUGUCACUUUCAAUAGCACAGCUUUCUAGCUAGUUGUCUGCAAAACUUAAAGGGUUAAAUCACAACGGUGUUGAUGAUCAUCACCGGAUUCGCUCAAUUGCCGUCCACACUUUCCCUGAAGCGAGCAGCCCAUCGCUGCUUGUUGGCAUCAAUAUGGGAAGGCUUCCGUCCACCAGCGGGUUGAGAAUAGACGGCACCGUUCGUGGAGAUGACACUUGAGUGCAGUGGAGGUUUAAUACAGGUAGGAACAACAGUUCCACACUGCCCACCAGGGAUUAUUUGUCUAUCUGUCGUGCAUAGCCACGCCCUCGAUUUGUAUUUCAUAGAGCGCUUCGGGCGGGCUCAGCACCACGUGACGCGUCGCCCCACGCAGCUUGCGCCGCGUGACACGGAUCGCACGAAUGCGCUGUCCAACCAAGUUCCUACCUGCCCACUCCGAAGGAACGUGUUAUCUUGCCUUUCGGCCACACGGCUGGUAGGGUUAGAUAUGUGACCACAUGACUGCCCAAAAUUACAACCUUAUUGGCCCACUAGUUAUUUGAGCAUUUUGGUGUCUGGCUUGUCUCUCUCGUUGAGUAGACUUGUCUGGUGGUUCACAUUGUCUGGUUGGUUGACCAAAUAGUCGGCUAGCUGGCUGUCUGGUGGAUAAUAACUGAUUGACCCUCGUUGACUAGUGGGAUAAAUUAGUUAUAUGGUUGGCUGUCUAAAAGGUGGUCCUGUCAGAUCAGCCAACAUAUGAGUGGCUUUAUUGGCUAUUUCAAUGAUCUAAAAGCUUUAUUGGAGAUCCAUCUGCGUAACUGUCUUCUUGAAUCGUUUGACAGUUGGCCCACUGGUUGGCUAGGUGGUUGACUGGUCAAACGACUUUACUGGAUGCAUUUUGGAUCAAGUAAAAGCAAAUCUGAAAAAGGAUAUCAUAAAGGAGACACUAGCGAGGCAGCGUUCGUACGCCAUAAAACCGUUUUUAUUUCGUUCUGGGUUAUUUUUAUUUUUUUUACGGUCCAUCAUUGCAGAGAGCAGCUUGCUUUAUAGGUUCCAGAGUGAAUUGAAACUCAGAAAAUGGACUGGUCUUACCCAGCUUGUCGGUUCUAUGCAAGCAUGAAGGUUGCGCCCUCUCGUGAAGACAGUGCUUCAAGCUCUCCAGUCUCAACGCUGCAUGAUGUGAAAUGCGCACAAAAAAAAACGAAUGGGGGAAACAUUGCUCGUUGAACAAAAACCAACAGUGGUGACGUUGUGUGCAUUGCUGAAGGAGGAGUGAUACGUUGGCGACUGUAAAAAUCAUGUUUGCUGGAAAAUAAACAAAUUGAAGCAAAAUUUGAAAGGAAAAUAUGUAUACACACACACAUUGUACAUUGUAAAUACCGCAUUAUGUAUACUGUAUAGUGUAUGCUGUAUUUGUGUAUAUAGUGUGUAUAUAUGACACGUAGUGUGUGUACACAUAUACAAAAGCAUAAAGCGCUGCUUCACAAAGUGAAAGGCAGUACCAUACCACACAUACUGUAUGGCAAUUAGACAUCUUACAAUGUAUUUUAAACAUGCACAGUGUGUAUGUACGUUCCGUUGAUGCAGACGUUCCGCAAGGUGUCUGUAAAUAGAUGAUUGCAUUUGAAGGUAACCCAGUGUACGGAUCGUGGGAAUAUUAUAGACAAAAUGCAAAUAUGACACGAGUACAAUUACCGCGCCUACAUUGACGGGCACACUUGCACACAUAAACACCGCCGCGGAUAACGGAAUUCAGGGACAGGUGGUGAAAACGCCUUAAAAUAAAGCUGGUCGGGCAAAGUUCUUUCCAGAGAGGACCUUUAAACGACAGAACACUUUGAAAAUACGGACAAAAGCCAACGGUUAUGGAAGUGAAAUUAAAGAGCACAGAAGAUGCUUCCGUCUUGGAUCCAGUUGGCUUUGUCAUCAACGUUAUCGUUAUCCUCGUAAUCUUCAUUAUUGUCUUGUCAUUAAAUAUGUUUGUCCUACACUUGCAUUGAAGCGCACCCCCGCGAUGUUUCGCCUGUUCCGCCUGUUCCCAAGAGGUUUUCACGAGAUCCUGCCACUUUUCCGUGGCAAUUCAAAUAUUCGCGUAUGUCGGUUGGUCUGGAAUAAGAAGUGAGUUGAUUCUGAUUUACAUACUUGGGAAUACAGUUUGUGGAGUAGAAGUCAUCGGACACUGCCAGCCUCACACCAACAACACGGCUCCAACGAUCCUUCCGCUUUAUAACUAUUGACUUAUUAGGGUGCCUUUGUUAUCUCCGUGUCGGGCAAUUUAACUCGGCCAGAGCAGUCGGUACAAUAUUAAGCGUACACACAUUGUUUAUUACCACGAAUGUGUCACGGCUGUAGUUAACAUUUAGUUGCAGUUGUAAUGCCGAAUAUUGAUAUCGUCUCAAAUUAAACUCGCUCUAAAUAGAGAAACCCGGAGACGCUGCCCUCACUCAGUCUCAACAGUCCAUGAGACGCAGUGCUCGUCUCGUAUAAUUAGAUAUCAUUUCCAAGUUACCAGGAGACCUAGUUGGUCUCAGUUCGAGAUGAGAACACUAACUGGUAUGGUCUUGGACCCAGACUACCAGGGUCCCUUGCAAAAGGCACACUGACCCAUCAUCGGACUUGCGUGGUUUAAAUAAAGAACCCAACUUGACUUUAAAGCCACCCGAGGAAGUUGGUCAUAGUGGCACCAGGGCUUUGUGCUCUUGCACGAUUGAUCAGAUUUCCUUUGGUGGACAGGUGAAUUGACCAUCGCACAUUUAAGUGAGACCUAGGGUUGUCGGUGGCCCUGUGCUGUGAUGCGCGCCAUUGUGGAUUUCCCCGUCCACGUUCUGGUUUAUUAACGGGACCCACUAGGUCCCCGAAGAGGGAUUUAUUCCAUGAUAUUAUGAUCAUCACUUGUUACGCUGGGUUCGCUGCAGGCUUCACAGGUGGUUGGGGGGGGCUUCACCUAGGUCACAGUAGCCUUAAAUAAGCACCUUGUAUGUGUGUGUGUGUCUUUGUGUGUAUCCGUUGAAUGGGGGCCAGUCCAAAUGUGUUGAAAGCUAAACUGUCAUCCGUGCCCCUUUCAUAGCCAAUCAACUAUUUCAAAUUAUUUGGUGUUCCUGCGUUUGGCAGUGUUGCACAAGCACAAAUAACAAAAGCGCUCGAUACAUUCGUCAAUAACAGAGUGGCCUUAAAAGAAAAACAUAAUAAUAGGUGGCAUUUCAGGCAAUGGCCCUUCAUAGCACAUCAUUUUUUUUAAAGGCCACUGUUAUUGACGAAUGUGAGUGUUAUUUGAGUGAAAGUGUAUGGGAGCAGACUUUAUUGGUGUAUACUGUAUCAGUGCUCCUCAUUACCCAAAUAGAGUAUGUAUUUAGCACAAGUCACGUUUGUAAAACAUGCAUAACAAUUGAAGUCAAACCAUAAAUACAAAAAGGACCAACCAGAAAAUUAAGCAAGCUGGAAAUGAAAAUUAAAUGCAUAUGCAUGUCCUUUGCCUUGCAGUAUUUAAGUAGCACACUGUUCGCUAGCCGGGCAAAGUCAUUUGCAUAUUUGCAAAUGCUUGUUAUUUUUUCUCUGGUUUGAGUAUUCCAAGUUUUGAGCAACGGGUUGAUCAAUUUUGGUAAAUCGCUCAUAGCAACACAACUUUAUACCACAAUGUGGUUCGUAUUGGAUCAUGUGUACAAGAAUUAUAGUGCUUCCCUUUUUUUUUAUUACAGGACGUAUGGAGCUAAUGCAUAAAUGAUUUCAACCCGAGUUGGAAAGCGUUAAACAUAUAAAAUAUCAGUCUCACUCCCACUCCUGCCACACUGCCCCCAAAACAAAUGAAUGAAAAAUACAUGACCGUAUUUUUUUUAUCGGUUACAAAAAUCGAAUAUAAAUCAAUUCUAGUCACAUGACGCGCUCGAGAUACUCACCUAACUCAGAGCGAUGCAGAGGAUCAAACAAACGAGAAAAAUGCAAAUUUCUCACUUCAUCUUGAAUAAAAACAACCACACUUAUCGUGGUUUGCACACAUUGUGUGGGAAUUAACUGCGUACGUCCUAAGUUGCUUUUAUCGUUCGUAUUUGUUUCUUGCUCUGUUCUGUACAUUUGACAAAAACCAUCCCUAAAAAAACUGACGUUUAAGUCUGCCACGACUCCAGAAUAUUUAUAUUUUUUAUUUCCCCCUUCCCCCGCCUCCCAGCUGUGGAUUUUGUUGUCUUAACGACCCACUUAUUGUGUAUAAUAAUGUUGAACCUUUAAUAAAGUUUCAAUGUUUAAAAGUU